AUGCCGCCCCCAUCCGAACUGUGCAAUGUGUCAAUGCAGGAGUCCAGCACCUCAGUGACUGUGCCCCUUCCUGUUUUUGUCAUUCUCGGCACGCUUUCAGUUUCCUGGAUUGCGAGCAAGUGGACUCGUGCCUCAUGCUCAUUUGAGGCGUUGAACGAGCGUCUUCAGUUCACCGAGAACCUCAUCAAUGAAAACAGCAGUUACCAUAUGGAUCUCCUUUCAGAAGCAGGGCCAGCCUUUAAGUCUGUUCUACAAGAAAUAUAUUUAAAAAUCGAGAACAUCAAGACCAACCAGUACUACGAACCGGCGGGAAUCUCCAAUAUUCCUGCUCGAAUUCUGUUUCGGUAUCGUCAGGCCCGAGGAAUGCGUAGUUGCCAUUCACGGCUAUGUCAGCUUGAACAUGAGAUCAAGGCCUAUGCUCAGGUUACGAGGGAGGCAAGGGCUGUAGCUUCUCAUCAACCCAUGCCGUUCCAACCCAGGGUCCAGAAUUAUUGA
Messenger RNA from Marasmius oreades (fairy-ring Marasmius), 495 nucleotides. RefSeq lists its product as uncharacterized. The transcript is spliced from 3 exons. The coding region runs from base 1 to 495 and encodes 164 amino acids. The record is from RefSeq and is a predicted model, not a curated record. Lineage: Eukaryota; Fungi; Basidiomycota; Agaricomycetes; Agaricales; Marasmiaceae.